Molecule: messenger RNA, 263 nt
Organism: Cinara cedri
Lineage: Eukaryota; Metazoa; Arthropoda; Insecta; Hemiptera; Aphididae
Source: the annotation of a GenBank genome assembly
AGCACCAGUUAAUGAUUUAAAUUUUGUUAAAUUUUUAAAACUAUAUGAAAAUGAACAUUCUAAUAUUUCAAAAGCCGCUAUAAAAAAAAUUAGUAAUCAUUUAUGGUACUUAACAAAAGAGACUGCAGCAUUAGCUUUCUUUGAUGACACAUUAUCAAACGAAAUCAAAAGAUUAAUGGUACAGUCACUUAACAACGAUAGAAUUAUCGAACCAACUAAGCGUCUUAUUGUUUCAUUUCAAGAUCUUGGCGAAACUUUUUCAG